Molecule: messenger RNA, 849 nt
Organism: Anastrepha obliqua
Lineage: Eukaryota; Metazoa; Arthropoda; Insecta; Diptera; Tephritidae
Product: histone H3-like
Exons: 2
Coding region: 40-849 (269 amino acids)
Cellular component (GO): nucleosome
Molecular function (GO): protein heterodimerization activity; structural constituent of chromatin; DNA binding
Source: RefSeq, a predicted model, not a curated record
UGUUCAAGUGUGGGAAAAUAAUAAAGUGAGUGGUGAAAAAUGGCUCGUACAAAGCAAACAGCCCGAAAAUCGACUGGUGGAAAGGCACCACGUAAACAAUUGGCGACGAAAGCUGCACGCAAAAGUGCACCAGCAACUGGUGGAGUUAAAAAGCCACAUCGUUAUCGUCCAGGUACAGUGGCGUUGCGUGAAAUUCGUCGCUAUCAAAAGAGUACCGAAUUAUUGAUACGCAAAUUGCCAUUCCAGCGCUUGGUUCGUGAAAUAGCGCAAGAUUUCAAAACAGAUCUACGUUUCCAAAGUUCUGCUGUUAUGGCUCUACAAGAAGCAAGUGAAGCAUACUUGGUUGGUCUGUUUGAAGAUACCAAUUUGUGUGCCAUCCAUGCUAAGCGUGUUACAAUUAUGCCAAAAGAUAUUCAAUUGGCCAGACGUAUUCGUGGUAUGGCUCGUACAAAGCAAACAGCCCGAAAAUCGACUGGUGGAAAGGCACCACGUAAACAAUUGGCGACAAAAGCUGCACGCAAAAGUGCACCAGCAACUGGUGGAGUUAAAAAGCCACAUCGUUAUCGUCCAGGUACAGUGGCGUUGCGUGAAAUUCGUCGCUAUCAAAAGAGUACCGAAUUAUUGAUACGCAAAUUGCCAUUCCAGCGCUUGGUUCGUGAAAUAGCGCAAGAUUUCAAAACAGAUCUACGUUUCCAAAGUUCUGCUGUUAUGGCUCUACAAGAAGCAAGUGAAGCAUACUUGGUUGGUCUUUUUGAAGAUACCAAUUUGUGUGCCAUCCAUGCUAAGCGUGUUACAAUUAUGCCAAAAGAUAUUCAAUUGGCCAGACGUAUUCGUGGUGAACGUGCUUAA